Molecule: messenger RNA, 2731 nt
Organism: Gopherus evgoodei (Goodes thornscrub tortoise)
Lineage: Eukaryota; Metazoa; Chordata; Testudines; Testudinidae
Gene: CFAP206
Product: cilia and flagella associated protein 206
Exons: 12
Coding region: 609-2495 (628 amino acids)
Biological process (GO): regulation of cilium beat frequency; sperm axoneme assembly; regulation of flagellated sperm motility
Cellular component (GO): ciliary basal body; axoneme
Source: RefSeq, a predicted model, not a curated record
CCUCCGCACUCCAACCCUCUGCCCCAGUCCUCAGCUCCCUCCCACACUCUGAACUCCUCAGCCCCACCACUGACAUACAUCACCUCCAUACUGGUACACAUAACAAAAUUAAUUCCACACAUAGAUGUAAAAAAAUAGAGGGAACAGUGGUGUCAGAGGUACUGUUAAUGAUUGUAGUGAGAUUUUUGUUCCUUCAGCUUCCAAGUAGACCUCAGCUGAUGUGAAAAAUAUUUUUGUUCCCUUAAAGCUGAUGCAUUUUUACCUGCUUUUGUGUUGAUUGCUGAGUUAGUUCUGUUCAUCUAAUAAGAAAUAUUCCAUCUGUCAGAUAAAAGCUAUCUGGGUUAAUCUUUUAUAAUCAGUUUUUGUAUUUUUCCUUCAAAUCUUGUUUUGUGUUAGUUUCUUAUUGUUUGGAAAUAUUCUUGUCACUUGUGGUCCAGUGAACCAUAAAUCAUCUCUGCUACCUAGUCAAGUUGUUAUUGAAAAUUUAAGAGGCUGGGGGCAUUAGAAGAGAAUAUGUAAUCUCACUUUUAUCAGUAAACGUUGCAGUGGGGAAAACAGAGAAUGAAAGACAAAUGUAUGAUGCACUGUAAUAAACAUCAAACCUGUUAAUGUAUUGUUGGUCCAGAAUGUCUCACUCUCAGGCUGAAAGUGUCAUAAAGAAUAUAAUUCGUGAAAUAGGACAAGAAUGUGCCAUGAAAGGGCAAACUGUGUCUGAAACCUUGGUGGCUUUCAUGGUGAAAGCUGUCGUUUUGGAUCCAAGGAAUGAGUUUAAUGUGGAUCGAACCCUCACGAAAAAUGAUGUGCAAAAACUUAUUAAGCUCUGUGUUAGUAGACUUCUUGAUGCAGUAAAUCCAUCCCUGGACACUAUUAAGAUGCAAGUUUACUUUGAUAUGAAUUAUACAAACCGAGUUGAGUUACUUAAUGAGCAGCAUCGUGUUCUAGAGGCCAGGCUGGCCCCUGUGAGCAGAGAAAUCACAGAUAAUCGUGCUCGUACACGGGAAGAGCUGGAGAGCAUUUACCGAAAGAUUGUUAGCUAUGUUCUGCUACGCUCUGGCCUCGGAUCCCCCACAGACAUCAAGGUUGUUAGGGAGGCAACAGCUGCCCUGCAGAGUGUGUUUCCCCAGACAGAGCUGGGUGUGUUUCUCUCUCUCAGUAAGAAGGACAAAGAGCGACAGCUGAAAGAACUUACCAUGAUUGUCACAGGAAUUCGGUUAUUCAACAAGGACUGUGGGAAAGGAGGAGAAGGCAUUGAUGACUUACCAGCUAUUCUGAAUGAAGCCAUUCCAGCAGCCACGCAGCCUAUUGAUGCAGAGCUUCGUGCCUCUCAAGAUCUGGCAUACCGCUACACAGCUGUCUUGGAAAUGAUGCGUGAGAGCCCGCACAGAAAUAUAGAAGCUAGAUUAUCUAUGUUAAAGGAAGCACUGUUCAAUGUGAGACAACAUGAAGCCUUCCUCUGCAUCAUUCUGUCUGAUGUGAUCACGUGUGCACAAGAAGUUGAAAUGAUGGACAAGCAGUUUGCAGCACAAAUAGAGCAGUUAAAAAACACUGUUCAAGCAAAGUCUGCUGUACCUACAUCACAAGUUUUUCCUAUCUUUCUAGCACUAGCUAACCUCUGGACGAGCUUUCAGGAUGAGAUAUUGCUGCUGAGUUUCCUGACUAAUUUGACAGGCAGCCUACAGCAGUUCUUGGGAAUCCAUGCACAACUGUUUCCUGAUGAUGUGAUGGAGUCGCUUCUCGAAGGAGUGACUGUGAAAAGUGAUGAGCAAAGGAUAAAGGAAACCAUGGGAAUAAAAGUAAAUGUUUCUGAUUUCAAGGAACAAGAGUGGCUUUUUCCAGAAACCACGGCUAAUUUUGAUCAGUUGUUAAUCCAGUACCGUGGGUUUUGUGCUCACACACUUGCUGAAAAAGAUGGCCUCCUCCUCCCAGGAAAUCCUGCUAUUGGAAUUUUGAAACAUAAGGAGAAAUAUUACACUUUCAGUUCCAAGGAAUCAGCAUAUGUUUUUGCCCAAAACCCAGAUAUGUUCAUUCAGUUGAUUGGAGAAAAAGCAAAAGAAUGUGCUGAACUUAUUCAGCUGCUUGAGCUUCAUCAUCAGUUUGAAUCCCUUGCUCCUCAUUCACAGGUCAGAAGUGGAGACAAACGUUCAGUGAAACCAAUUACCAAAUGCGACAGCAGUACUCAGACUGACACCCAUAUAUUGCCUCCAACUAUUGUGAAGUCCUAUGAGUGGAAUGAAUGGGAACUGAGGAGAAAAGCCAUAAAAUUGGCUAAUUUGCGUAGGAAAUUAACUCACUCAGUGCAGACUAAUCUCAGUCAUAUGAGAAGAGAUGACUCCACCCAAGUGUAUCUGCUAAAGGAUUUUGGUACACAGACUAAACUUGACAACUCUAGCAACGUUCCCAAGCCACAGAUUUUCCUGGCUGGUCUCCGAGGAGGAUCAACCUCAACUACUUGUAUGGUCAAAGUGAACUUAACAAGAGCAGUUGAUGAAACCUAAAUGAAGUUUAAAAGGAGACAUACUGAAGUAAAAAUCCAAAUAGAUUUCUGAAGUAAUGUAUAGUAAACUGAAUUCUAUGCCCAUUGAUUCAAAGAGUUGUUGUUAUACUCCAUGGUUUCUGUUAGGAACAGCUAAAUGGCAUUAAGUGAUAGUGAUUAUAAAAAGCCUGAAACAUCCAAUUUAAAAAAAGUAGAAUCCAGGCAUGGCUGUAAAUUCUGAAUUAAACUGGCAUUUCU